This is a messenger RNA of Lolium perenne, 990 nucleotides long. Its product is annotated as F-box protein At3g07870-like. NCBI's taxonomy places the organism in Eukaryota, Viridiplantae, Streptophyta, Magnoliopsida, Poales, Poaceae. The record is from RefSeq and is a predicted model, not a curated record. Gene Ontology annotation, molecular function: protein binding.
AUGGACGUCCCCACGGACGUGCUGGUGAAGAUACUGCUGCUACUCUCGCCAAUCUGCCGGCGGCGGCUCCGACUCGUCUGCCGGCUCUGGCGCGACCUAGUCCACGAGCGCACCCCCAAGAUACAGAUCGCCCCGGCCAGGCCUCUCAUCGAGACGGUGUAUCCCCGUGCAUACAUCGUCGACGACGUCCAAGGGCGUGGCGGAUGCACUCCGCUGUGGACGACGGGCCACGACGAAGCGUACACGGCGAUGCAGCUAGUCGGCAGCUGCAACGGCCUGCUGUGCCUGUGCGACAACCACAGACCCGGUGGCGCCAUAACCUUGGUCAACCCUGCCACCGGCGAGGCUCUGGGCCUCCCGCCGAUCCCAGGCGCCGGCCGGUUGAGGCGCCCCAAGACCGGCUGGCAUCACGCAUACGGCUUCGCGUACCACUCGGUCACGGGGCAGUACAAGAUCGUGCGUGCCUCGUCCGACGAAGACAAGGUGCAGGUGUUCGCGCUCGGGGAAGCCUCGUCGUGGAGGGAUGUGCCAGCCCCUGAUGGGAGAUGCAGGCUCGACGCCGGCGUCGUCGGCCUAGACGGGGCAGCAUACUGGGUCGCCCUCAGCGAGAAGGGAGCCGAGAGAAUCAUGUCGUUGGAUCUCGAGGACUGCUCCGUCGCGUCCAUCGAGUCACCGCCGGAGCCUAUCCGCCACCUGGCGGAGGUGCGUGGGAAGCUGGCCGCCGUCAUUAGUGAUGGCGUCAUGGCGCAUGAGAAGAUCCAGGUGUGGAUUCUCGAGGGUGAGGGGAUGGAACGAAGCUGGAACCAUCGUUACAGCGUGCAGCUGCCACGACGAGGACUGCAGGAGCAUCCGCUGCCGAGGCCAGGGCAGCGGCUCGCGCGGCCACACCUGGGUCAUGGCAUGUCCACCAUCCUGACGCACGGGACAUGGCUGGGCGAUGUGCUGGUCCUAUAUGAGCACACGCCCACAAGCUCGCCGUGCAUGCACUAG